Messenger RNA from Anopheles stephensi (Asian malaria mosquito), 977 nucleotides. Its product is annotated as dnaJ-like protein 60. The record is from RefSeq and is a predicted model, not a curated record. Bases 257 to 856 code for a protein of 199 amino acids. The transcript has 5 exons. Lineage: Eukaryota; Metazoa; Arthropoda; Insecta; Diptera; Culicidae.
GUUUUGGGAUCUGUCAGAUUGAACAACAACAAUGCUGCCAAUUGGAAAAUAAAUAUAAAUAUCGUAACAACGCAGCCGAUCAGCGUAACCCCACGGAUAAUUAGGUCCGAUAGAAACUGGCGCCCCGGUGAUAGAGGCCGGCACCAGACAAACCAUCACACACCGAAAGACUGUUAAACAAACCUCGUAAAGCAACAUCCUACCUCUACGAAUUCCUGCAAAGUCUUGCACAACUCGACGUAAAAGGGGAAAAGAAAUGUUCAAAGUUGCACACAGUAAUGCGAUUUACAAAGCAUUGCAGGCACAAGUAAGGUACACCCAUCGGACGCACUACAAUGUGCUAAAACUACAGCCAAACUGCUCGUCGAGGGACGUCCGAACUGCGUUCAUCCAGCUUUCUAAAGAACUACAUCCUGAUGCGAAUGUUAGCAACAGCGAAAAGUACGACAAGAAGUCGUUUGUCGAGCUGCUGGAAGCUUACAAAGUGCUCAGCAAACCCGAGUCCCGGGCUGCGUACGAUUUCGAGCUAUCGCUGGGCAAGAAUCCAGGCAAUCAGGUGUUUCAUAGACCGUGGGCCGCAAAUUCGAUGCAUUACAACAGCGAGGAACAGUCGUACUACGGAAUUAAGGGGGUCAAAAAGGUUAGCAAUUGGACGAUAGUGCUGUUUUGCGGUAUUUUUAUGCUGAUCGGCAUCAUUCUGCAGGCGGUAGCAAUCAGUAAAUCGUUCACAUUCCAGCGAGAUCAGCUGGAUGAAUUCUCUAGGCAGAAUGCAAUCACUCACGCUGAGGUCCGCGAAGUGGCGGAAAAAUAUGGCAACAAAGCGCAAAUCGAGCGCAUGAAGGCAAAGCUGAACUAGGAAGGAUGCGUGGUAGUAUGCGUUGGUGUACAAGCUGUAAAUUGUUGAGACGUUUUAAGGAAGAUUUGACGAUGUAUUUGUAAAUACUGUAAUAAUAAUGUAGCGAUGAAUUUGUGAAUGA